AUUUAUUGCAAAAGCAGGAAAUCGCUUAUUACUAAACUAGCUGGCAAGGGAGCAGGAGCCGAUGCUGUUCCACACUGGCACAGCACUUGCUUAGCUGCUGCUUUCCCUGCCUCUCCUUGUUCCGCUCUUUCUUCUUCUUCUUCCCCCUCUUUCUCUCCUCUCUCCCUCUCUCUCUCCUCUUCUUUUUUUCAUUUUGGCUUCUAUUCAAAUGUGGGUCAGGGGUGAGCGGCUCCCAACGUCACAAGCUUGCAAGAUGGCGCUGGGAGGAAGGCUGUGAGAUGAGGAACAGGCUGGUAUAAACCGAGAGGACAGGAGAGGGAGAGGAGGAGGAGGAGGAAAGGGGAAGGGGAAGAAAAGCUGCUGCUCCAGAUGCAAUAAGAAGGAAGCUAUUCUGUACUGAAUCAGCAUGGGAUAGAGUGCCUAGAAGACGUUCAGACCAAGCACAGCUAGCGGUGUGCAAGCUGCCUCUGAAGAUAAGUGCAUCUGGCCGCCUAUUUUCCUGUCUUCUGUAUACCUGAUACAAACUGCAAGAGAGCUCUAAAGAGGUUUUUUGUAUUUUACUCCUGGUCACAUGUUUGCGUCCCUGCUGGUUCUCCAUUCUGCAUCCGUGCAGCCACGUUCUAUUGAUGGCCUGUUGUGAUUUCAAUGGAACAUCAUGGGAUGUACCUGGCACGUCGGGCAGCACUGGAUGGAGGUGCCUUUAGCCCAAUGUACCUGGCAUGUACUGUUAGUUCACUGUUCAGGUGCUCGGUGUCUAGCCUUCUCAUCCAUCCACAAAUCCUCUACGUGAAAUGAGUGAUUCCUUAGAUCUGUUUUUGAUUGAUUCUUUGCUUCACUGGUGUUGCUUCUUAAAAGGUGGUAAGGUGAAGGUGAAAGGAAGAGAAGGUGGAGAUGGAACUGCCAAAUCAUGCCAAACAACUGCUACUGCAGCUGAACCAGCAACGAGCCAAAGGUUUCCUCUGUGAUGUGAUCAUUGUGGUAGAAAAUGCCCUGUUUCGUGCCCAUAAGAACAUCCUGGCAGCCAGCAGCAUGUAUUUCAAAUCCCUUGUCCUGCAUGACAACCUGAUUAACUUAGACACGGACAUGGUGAACCCCACCGUGUUCCGGCAGAUCUUAGACUUUAUUUAUACUGGUAAGCUCUUAACGACUGACCAGCCCGGUGAACAGAACUUUAAUGCUCUCCUCACCGCAGCAAGCUACCUCCAACUGCACGACCUGGCAGCUCUCUGCAGAAAGAAGCUGAAGCGGAACAGCAAGUCCUUUGCUGGGAAGGCCGGUGGCCUUGGUGUUGGGAGAUCUGCCAGGAGUCAGAGACUUUCCACUGCUUCGGUCAUCCAAGCUCGCUAUUCAGGGUCAAAUGAGGGGUUGAAGGGCUCGCACUCAAAGGAGCUGUCAAAGGGAAAGCUCUCCGAUGACGAGGUCUUCAUCAGCAGCUCCAACCAAGAGAACUGUCACUCCUUAAGCAGGGGAGCCAGUAAGAAUGGCGGUGGGGGCAGCAGUGCAAAUGGGAGCACUGGCGACCAGGAGCUAGGCCUCGACCUGUCCAAAAAAAGCCCGUCACUCCCUGUUGCAGCCUCCCACGAUGACACACAGCACAGUGAAAGCCAGCAUGGCUCUCCCCAAUCUGCCUCAGCCCCCGCAGCCAACAGUGCCUCAUCAUUUGACGAGUCUGGAGUCGGAGCCCCUCAUAGCAUGGCGGACAGCAGUGACCCCAUGGAGAUGGAUCUGAGCGAAGAGUGCCAUCACUCAUUGACAGAGAGCAGCCAGCGCAAGGGCCUCCGGCACUCAUCCCGCAAGAAGGAGUGGAUCAAGAAAGACAACGCCUUUGACCGAAAGGAGGGGGGCAAAGACAGGGAUGAGGGUGAAGGGCUGCCCAAUGGUAUCCUGCUGGGGCCCUUGUCCAAGUCUGUGGAGCGGAGUCUGGCUGGGGCCUAUGGCACAGACCUACCCUACCCAUGUAAGGAGGAGGUGGAAAAUGGUAAGGAGAACAGUGACGACAGUGGCCAGAGCGAGAGCGAGAGCGGCGGGCAUACUAGUGCCAACUAUGUCUACCGACAGGAGGGGUUUGAGCCAGUGGCCUACGGUGACAACCUGUAUGUCUGUAUCCCCUGCGGCAAAGGCUUCCCCAGCUCCGAGCAGCUCAAUGCCCACGUGGAGACACACACCGAGGAAGACCUUUACAUCAAGGAGGAAGGCACCUACGGCGGCAAGGACGAAGCCGAGGAUUUGUCCAACCCCAACCAGUCCUACGCUGCGGAGUCCCGGCCCUUCAAGUGUUCAGUGUGUGAGAAGAGCUACAAGGAUCCGGCCACGCUGCGACAGCAUGAGAAGACUCAUUGGCUGACGCGGCCCUUCCCUUGCAACAUCUGCGGCAAGAUGUUUACGCAGCGGGGCACCAUGACACGACACAUGCGCAGCCACUUGGGGCUCAAGCCCUUUGCUUGCGAGGAAUGCGGGAUGCGCUUUACCCGGCAGUACCGACUGACAGAGCAUAUGCGUGUCCACUCAGGAGAAAAACCCUACGAAUGUCAACUGUGUGGUGGGAAAUUCACCCAGCAGCGCAAUCUGAUCAGCCACCUGCGAAUGCAUACCUCUCCCACAUAAGCCAAAGACUCCAGAAUGAGCUUCGAGCCCAUCCGCAGUGAUUUACCUUUCUGUAGACUUGCUGCUUAAAAAAAAAAAAAACAAACAAAAAGAAAAAAAAAAACAAACAAAAAAGGGGGCAACUCCCCAUACUCUGUUCAGUCAUGGGAGGCCUAAACAAAUGUAGCUUUAACAUUUAAAAAAAAAAGUUCCUUUUUUCCCUUUUUUUAAAAAAAAGAAAGGUCCACAGCCAAGCUGAUGCAUUUAGUCUAACUCUCCCUCCAAAUCUUGGUGGUCUGGCAAGAAAUGCCACUUCUUUUUGCGCACAUCGACUUCAUUGUCAUAUUGAUUAUCUGGAGCAGGUAGGGGAAUCAUGGGGAACUUUCGACCUCUGCUGGCUGCCCAUUCCCUGCCUCUUUCCUUCAUGUUACUGUCACCCUACUCACCUCCUCUCUUAAAACCAAUUUCAGUAGGGGCAUUUCUUGCCAUUAAAAAGCAAAUUCAGUACACCUUUUCAGUGGCCUAAGUAGCUGUGAAAUAACGUAGCAUUGCAUUCAGAAGUGCAGAAGCUGUGUCUGUGGACCAUCUCACAGGGUUGGCAGCCCCUUUGGAUAUUGUGGGAAAGCCAUAUCCGUGGUAGAACCCACCACCCUUCCCCUGGGCUGGCGAUGGUGGGGAGAGCAGUCUACCUAGGUGUGCACCAGCCAGAAAUGGCGAUACCUCCUCACCAUCCCUCCCUCUUUUGGUUUUGAUCUUUAUCCUUGGCACACGUAACCACACGCCACCUUUUCCCACAAAACACACAAACCUCUUCUGCCUCACCCAUGACUGAACAGGGACUGGAUGCCCUGGGAAUUUCUUUCAGUGAGCAGGGGGUCGUCUUUACUUUUCUAGUAGUUUCGUAUGAAUAUUCUUUGCUUAGAGGUACUUGUUUUAUUAAAGGAAAAACCAUUGUAACGUUUAUGUGAAUGUUUGAACUGGAAGGUCUGAGGUUAAUUCUAGGGUGGGUGGGCGGGGAGGGGGUUUGAUGUAGGCUGGACUUGCUACAAGUUCCUUAGGUACUUUUUUAUUAUUUUUUAUUUUAUUUUUUGUGUGUGUGUAUGUUUUUAGCUUUCCUCCCUCACUAAAGAGCAAGUCUGUGUGGACAGACUUGUUACCUUUGCUACCUCUUGAAUUCAUGAGAACAAUAAGAUGGUUAGUGAAAGAUUAGGCAUUUUUUUUCUCUUAUUGUAAGUAAUUAAAUGUAUAAAAGUAGAAGCUAAAUUAAAGUUAAGGGAUUUUUACCACCCCGUCCUUCCAUCGAAAGUCAGCUAGAGAAAUGUUAAAGCAAAGCUCAGCCAAAGACAAAGCAAAAAAUACGUUGAGCCAGAGGCUGUGCUGGCUGCUUGGACUGGCUCAUUCACAGUCUCUUGGCUGUUUGUAGUCACUUUCAGAUAAAAGAAGAAAACUUCUCUGAGCUUUUUGGGCCCUUUCCAGUUUUGUUUAUUGAAUCUGGAUACUAUGGGGAGGGGAAAAUGUCCCCCUCAUCUUCCACUCCCCCAGCACAUCUGGGUCAGUCUGUAAACACCUGGCAGGACAGAGGGUGAGGGCAUAGCAGCCUAUAAUUUACUAGAAUCCAGAGUGCAAUAAGGUGGGGGAGAGGAGGAAAAAGCAAACCAAAGUGUUUCAUAUCCUCCCUUUUAGACAAUUUAACACACGCACACAAAAAAAAAAAAAGAAAAAUGAAAAGAAAAAGAAACAAAAUGUUCUUGCAACAUCUGCAUAAGACAUCACAGCCAACAGCUGCUAUUGGUUUAGGAGAGAAGACAGAGAACUUAGCCCACCAAUUCUUGGCCCUCUUGACUUUGUUGGCGUGACCUUGUGGAAAGCUAUGGCUUAUUUCAAGCCUCUCGUGACUGUGGUGGUAAAAAUUCACAGCCAGUAGAAUCAUCCCUUCUGAAUUGACUAAGGUUUACACUUGUGUUUUUUCUUUUUUUUUUUUUUUUUUAAUUCUCCACUCAAUCCAGUAUAGUUUCUAUGCGUAAGGUUUACCAAACCUCACAUUUUGUCUUUUUUAAAAAAACAAACCCAAUUUUUUUUAAGUUUUGACCAAAAAAGAAAAAAGAAAAAAAAAAAAGAAAAAAGUGAGCAUGUUUGACUAAAACAAAGAAAUAUAAGCUUCAUUUUCUAUUGGGUUUUUUUGUUUGUUUUUUGUUUUUGUUAAGGUAGACUAGUCCAUAAGAAGUUUUUGGGUCAAUUGAAUGAACUGAGGAAACUGGAAUCCAGGCUCCAAGCAAUAGAGAACCCAAAGGCGCUGAGCCUUGGCCUGGUGUCUUGUUACAGGGAACACGCUUGCCCCUCUUGCCUGCUGCGCUCCAGUGUGCUUCUCCCAGUGCCAUUGUCUGCUUGCUCCCAGACGCCUGCAAGCUGUGGAGCGUGAGAGGGGAGCAUGGACUUUUGGGGGUUUUUUUCUAAUUGUGCUGAGAUGUGCUGUUUUCUUUUGGGGGGUUGGGUGAGGUUUUAGUGUCUUUAGCACUUCUACAUUUUGAAUAGAUAUUGAAUCUUUUCUCCUUUAUUCCUUGCCAACCCCCCCGCCAAUGUCCCCAAAAUAGUCUUUGGGGAGGACAGGGAAGGCCUUGCCAUCUACCUUUUUCUCAGAGCAAGUCUCAGCAGGGCCCAGGGACAGCCGUGCAAGAUGAGUUCCUAGGCGCUUUCGCCCUGCCUUUACCUUCCCUCCAACCACCCUAAACCUGAGCUGCAUCCCACACUGGCUUACGCUGCAGCCAGAGCAGGCUCCCCUUGCUGCCGGCUGGCUAAGGACCCAUCGAGUUCAGAUUUUCAAAACAACUUUUAGCUCCCUUAGUGAGAAGGGCACGGCCAGGGAUGAGCCCUGUCCCCCGCUGCAGGUUUUGGAUGCGGGUUUCCCCCAUUCACUUGUGGCCCUGCAGUUUGCUGAGAUGCGGCCGCCACCGCGGCAUGUGGCCAGCAAUGGGGACAGCAGGUGGGUGUCUGUGCAGAAGCCACCCUUGGGACAGCAGUUCAAGAUAUGACCAACUGAGCCGAGCGACGGAGCAGCCCAAGGAAGCAGUGAGCUCCUCAGUGGGCAAAUAACCUGCUCCCCCUUGUUUAAUUCCAUUUUUACAAAUGUGUGUGGGUGAUGUAGCCUCUCCCCCCACCUCCAGGCCCCCUCUUCAUUUGCUUCUUAAGCCUCAAGAAUCAUGUUGAAGUUUCAGGACCCAAUGCUAUUUUUAAAAAAUUUUUUUUGGAGCAUCUAUUUUUUUUCCUUUAUCCCCUCCCCAGCACUUAAACAAUACGACAUAAAGUCUGUGUACAGCAAGAGUAUUGUACAAAAGGAAAUUUCAUUCUUUUUUCAAGUAGCUGUGUAAAGUUGUGUUCCAUAGAUUGAGUAUAAACAACAUUUUCCAAAUUGUGACAGUAAUAAUGAAUAACUAAUAAUACUCAAAACUUCAGGGACUGUUUCAGGCCUGCUUGGGGCCUAAACACUCAACUGCAUUUGUACGACAUAGUAUUGUAUCAAACAUUUUUCUGUAUUUUAAUGAGAAAGCAAAACACUAGUUUCAUAUUUAAGAUUUUAAGAGUUUUAGGGUGGGGGGGAGGGAGUUGCAUAUUUGUUUUUUUUUAUUUUAUUUUAAUUUUUUUUGAAAUACACAAAGAGCCUCAAGAGGAAUAAAACAAUUUAAAAACAAACAAAAAGAAAAAAAAAAAAGAGGCCAGGCAGCUUAAGUAUAUGCUUUAGUCACUUAGUUCCAGAAUGUUUUCGGAAUAACAGGAAAAAAAAAAAGAUAAAAUAGCAAAAGUUGUAUAAAAGAAUAAAGAAGCUCAUACCCAAAUUCACAAAACUAUUUUUUAAACCAAAGCACAUUUGAAUGAGUAUGGAACCUCACUUGGCUCAGAAAAGUACUAAUAUAUUUAUCUCAUUGUUUACAUAAACUUUUACAGUUUCAGACCUCAACAGAUCUAGGGGCCAGUCAAAAUUAAUCUUUGCUUUUUCCAUUGGUUUGUCUCCGAAGGCUACGCAGCGUUCCCCAGCUUGGGAGGGGAGAUCUGUGUCCCAGCCUGCAUUCCAGCACUGCUCGGGGAGGGUGGGGAGAGGGAGGGCAAUUAGAAAUAUGGCAUGUAGAUAUUAUUUUUUUUUGUCUUCAACCCAUGAGAGAUAUUGCUGGGAGUGAGACCCAGGCACUAUUGCAGAGGCAUUCCAGCCUACCUCUUCCUCAGAGGAGUCUGAGGGUACCAAGAGGGUAGAGGGAGAUGUGAGAAGCUCUAGAGAUAGAGAAGGAUGUUGUCAGAAGAUGGUGGGAGCUGCUGUACCCAGCACAUCUCCUUAACGUUAGCCACGGGGAGCUGGGCUGAGCUGCUUUCCAAUCCUUUACUGCAAAACCUCCAAAAACAAAUUCCUGGAAAAAAAACCCAAAAGCCUAGCUCUGUGCAUUUGGGGGGAGUUAGCAGGAGCCACAAAGAUCACAGAAGACACCAAAGAGCUAUUGACACGCAGCUUCUGUGAGGCUUUGUGGCUGCUGACCUGGAAGAGUACGCACAACUCUGAACUGCCCCUCUGCGCCGGGCAGGGGCUGUCACAGAGGUGGCUGAUCUCCCUGCGCUGACUGGGGUAGCUUUAAUGGUCUGGCGUGGGGCAAGAGUACGGAGCUGCCGCCUCCUGUUCAGAGCUGUACUGUUCAGACCAUCUGAGCCACCUUUUAAUUAAACAGCUGGAAUGAUUCACUCCAGACCUUACAGUCAUGUGCAGAGCCCAACCAAAACUCCUAAGUCUUUCUUGGUGGAAACCUAAGCUUGAUUUGCAUGUUAGAACAGUCUAAAGAUGACCAAUGAAGAUGGUUUGCUAAAAUACUGCUGAAGCCAAAAAAAAAAAAAAAAAAAGUUUUAAAAAAAGAAGCUCCUCAUCAUUAGUCUUGACCCUUUGUAGCUUUUACCUUCUACACCAAAGCCACCUCAAAUAUUUGAGGGGGGGCUGAUGGAAAAUGAAAUAUUAAUUUUGCCUGGUCUUAAUAUCUAACAAAGAUGGUGCAAACACUAUUUGACAGUGUUGUUUUUGUAUCAAUAUGUAUGUGCAGUAAUGAAUGUAUUUAUUUCUCAGAUUCUGUAUGCACAGUUUUGCAAUGUAAUUCAGAAAGUUGCAAACACAAAGAUGUGUCCGCAGGGUCUUCUCUACAGGAUUUCAAAAAAAUGAAAAAAAUAUAUUAAAAAAAAAAGAAUCUCAGAGACUCUCAGCAUAGCCAUAAACCAUAACCUGUGAAGACAAUACAAAGACUGGACUUUUGUAGCUUUGCAUAGAAGAGGAAUUUAUGUUUUGCUGUAUUUAAAUGUUUCCAUUUACAGUGUCACUCUUUAAAGAUUCCUGUUUUGGUUUUUGUUUUUUUUUUUCCUCUCUCUUGUGUGUGUGGAAAGCAUUGUUUUCAAGCAGUGCAGGUUCAAAGUCUGGGUUAGCAGUAUUUUACCGUGUCGCUUCAGUUCUGAAAAGCAGGAGUAUGGGUCUUGAUGAGGGAAACAUCCAGCGCACUCAGUGAAACAAAACGAAUUCUGAAGUGACUGCUGGCAAAAUCCGGGAAGGUAGAAGUCAUCAGAGGAAAGGUUGUGUGCUUCCGAUUGCAGCUUGUGACUGAGACAAGUCUAUUGUCCUGCCCGAAGGACACUAAAGUCCUCCUCAUCCCCCACUUGCUGUUUACUGUGGUAGCAAUAAGGAUCUCAAAGGUGGGGAGUCGAUGCCUAAGACAGCUAGAGGAAACUUCGUGCCAAACCCAACAGUCUCUGUGCCAUCUUGUGAUGGGCCUUGCAAACUAUACCGAAGCAUGAGAUUUCCUGCAGUGUAAGGUGGCCAGAGUCCCUGGGAAAAGCUGUAUUUUACAAAGCUUCUUGUUCCAGUAUUGGUGGAGUUAGCAGUUAGGGACCUGCUACAGCCUUAAAAAUUAGCAUGUUUGUUGACUUCUGGAUGUUUGCCAAAUUCAGAAACCUUUCCAAUCAGCUGUGCUGGAGUUCAGGCAAAAGCAAAUCAAAACCAGAGACAAAAGCUCCCUACAUUUUGAAUGGGUUUGAGAGGCUCUAGAUAGUAACCAUCUAACUCUCCCCAGACAGCAGAAAUGCUCAGCAUUGAGAUAGCGUGUUUGAAUAAACAUUUAUUUAAACAAGAGUUUAAAAUCUAAAUGAGCUCUGAGCUGUAAUUCUGGAAUAAUUCGAUAGACUUCUAGCAUUUUUUUCUUACUUUUUGUUUAAACUUAAUGAUUUGUUCAACAUCAAUAAAGUCUCUCCAUUUACAAUAAACCCCUUUCUUCUCAUAAGCCUACUCUUGCACUCCGGAACUGGCCAUAUUCUUGAAAAAUAAAAUUUGGGGGUUGCUUUCAAUAGCUGAAAGUAGCUUCUGCAAUGUUUUGAGUCCUGUGGUACUUUAUUGUCCUGAUUUUAGUGCAGGAGACAAGCAGGCAAGCAGUACCUGAUUCUCAACCCCUUUCCACUCCUUGUAUUAUGCAUUUUCUCAGAGUAGGGUAAGAAAUUUUACCUUUGAUGAUUCUCCAUUAGACUCACUAAAAUUGCUGCUUUCCUUGUUAAAGGAAAAGAUCUGGGAUCCCUUGUGAGGCAUUUCCAGCUCUGCUGUAAGGCUCCUUGCUGGACCUCGUCGUAAGGAAGGCUUCUUGCUUUCAGCCCUCCAUCUCUGUGCCACAACAGAAUGGCUAUUUAUUCAGCUUUUCUUAUUUUAACUAACUGGACUCAAAAAUACCAAAACAUAAGUUUAGAGCUAGAAAUUUGUUCACUAGUCUCCUGUCACCAUCCUCUUCCCCUUUCCUCCCCAAUUUUCCUAAGUAUUUUGAAGCCCAGUGUUGAACACAUGGGGAACGAUGGAUCAGUGUUCUUUGAACAGAGCAGACGCUGUGGGAUGCAGUAGGGAAGGUUUAAACCAGAAUCUUUCAUGCUACGUUUGUUGGCAGUUAGGGACACACUUCAUAGCGCUUGCUUUCCUUGAGGAGUGGGACAUUUUUUAAACUUUCUCAUUCACAAGUUAUCAAUCGAAGCACCUAGCACAACUGUUGCUCUAACUUCCACGGGAGUUUUGACUGGCUGGGGAUAACUUUUCCAUGAGGAGACGAUCUUGUUCUGACUGGCUAGAUAUUUUUCCCCAUUUUAUUUUAAUGUUUUAAAUACAACUGAAAAAGGGAUGUUGCAUCUCUCUCAUUUUUUUUAAUUUUAAGCCUUAACUAUCAGUCAGUCUAGGAGCCCUGGAUGUUUCCUGGGGAGGGGGAGAGGAGGGGAGGGCAAGGAAAAGGCCGACAUUCCUGCUGCAAUGUUCUGUUCAUUUCCUUCAAGAGCUUGAAUUCAGGUCAGAGCCACACAUAGUUGUGGCUUCAACUCAAGUGUCAUAUAAAAAGAUACAGAAAUUAUAAUAUGAUCUCAGCAUUCAGAAAUUUGCAGUCUUAAUGUACAGUGAUGAGAAACUGUUAUUUUAUGAUCUUUUCAUUAAAAGCUUGAUU
Molecule: messenger RNA, 10058 nt
Organism: Grus americana (Whooping crane)
Lineage: Eukaryota; Metazoa; Chordata; Aves; Gruiformes; Gruidae
Gene: HIC2
Product: HIC ZBTB transcriptional repressor 2
Exons: 6
Coding region: 892-2604 (570 amino acids)
Biological process (GO): regulation of transcription by RNA polymerase II
Cellular component (GO): nucleus
Molecular function (GO): RNA polymerase II cis-regulatory region sequence-specific DNA binding; DNA-binding transcription factor activity, RNA polymerase II-specific; protein binding
Source: RefSeq, a predicted model, not a curated record